AUGGCGUUGGAAUCAAAACCAAACCCACUGGAAGAAGAACACCGAGACGAAGACGUUGAAGAAGAAGAAGAAGUCGAUCAUGAUGACGAUGAACUUGCCCGCAACCCUUCUGCACCGCCCGAUUAUGAGUUUUUUGAAAUUACAACAACAGUUGAUCCUAGUUACAUCAUCUCUUUGAUUCGGAAACUUAUUCCUAUCGAUUCCGUGACCAAUCGUGAUUCUCAUGGAGUUAACGGUUGUGAAGAUGGCGGCCGUGGUGAUGGAGGAUUGGAUCCGAAUCAAACGGUGGAAGAGAGUGGAAAUGAGUGUGAGAAAAUGGAUAUUGGUGAUGAUAGUCGAGGAGGAGAAGAUAAGGACACGUGUCGUGAGUUGGUAGGAGAGGAGGUUUGGGAAGAGUGUGGUUGCGUUUUGUGGGAUCUUGCGGCUAGUAGAACUCAUGCUGAACUUAUGGUGCAAAACCUUGUGCUUGAAGUGCUUAUGGCUAACCUUAUGGUUUCACAAUCAGCGCGUGUUACGGAAAUAUGCCUUGGCAUUAUUGGAAACCUAGCCUGCCAUGAAGCCCCAAUGCAGCAUAUAGUCUCUUCAAAUGGGCUGAUUACAACAAUUGUGGAUCAAUUGUUUUUAGACGACACUCAAUGCCUGGCUGAAGCUUGUAGGUUGUUAACUUUGGGUCUUCAAGGCAAUGAAUGUAGUCCCUGGGCUGAGGCAGUGCAGUCUGAACACAUUCUUUCUCGUAUUAUAUGGAUUGCUGAAAAUACCUUAAAUCCACAGCUUUUGGAGAAGAUUGUAGGACUGAUACUAGCCACCCUUGAAAGUCAACAGGAAGCUUCAUGUACCCUUGUUCCAUCCUUGAUGAAGCUGGGUUUACCAAGUCUGUUGAUCAACCUCUUGGAUUUUGAAAUAAGCAGAUUAACAGGAGAGAGAGUACCUGAAAGGUACUCUGUUCUUGAUGUAAUUCUUCGUGCAAUUGAAGCUCUUUCUGUUUUGGAUGGCCAUUCCCAAGACAUCUGCUCUAAUAAGAAACUUAUCCAACUAGUUUGUGGCCUGGUCAAACUCCCAGAUAAAGCUGAGGUUGCCAGCUCCUGUGUUACUGUUGCUGUUUUAAUUGCAAACAUUCUGUCUGAUGUGCCUGAUAUAGCUUCAGAGAUGUCACAGGAUUUGCAAUUCUUACAGGGACUGCUCGAGGUAUUUCCUUUGGCUUCAGAUGAUGUGGAAGCAAGAAGUGCUCUCUGGAGCAUUAUUGCAAGGUUACUCGUUCAAGUUAGAGAAAAUGACAUGAGUCUGUCAAGCCUGCAUCAGUAUGUGUUGGUUCUAGCAAGCAAAUCUGAGAUUAUUGAAGAUGAUCUUCUCAACCAACAAUUAGAUAAUUCCCGUGAAGAAACCAAGGACUUGAUCAGUUCUAGCUCAAAAUCAAAUACUAGAAGUACAGCGCUCGGAAGAAUAGUCAGUAUUUUAAACCAAUGGACUGCUUCAAAGGCUUGUCUUAAUGGGGGUGAUGUCACAGGAGAAUAUGCUGCAGAUGAUUUAAAUAUUGGGAGAUUGCUAGAUUGCUGCCGAAAACAUAUUGAAUUCACCAAGUAA
Messenger RNA from Dovyalis caffra, 1581 nucleotides. The record is from the annotation of a GenBank genome assembly. Lineage: Eukaryota; Viridiplantae; Streptophyta; Magnoliopsida; Malpighiales; Salicaceae.